GAAAUGUUACGUCUGCCUACACAGCUACAGUUUUGAAGGAUCAACAAGAAAAUCAAAGGUUCGUUGGUCAAUUAAGAAAAAAAGACAUCACAAGUGAAGAUUCAAAGUUGCGAAAAAUAGAAAACCUGGGAGAAGCUUCCAAGCGGAAGCGUGAAGAGGAAGAAGAACAAGUGAUGGUGGAAUCAAGUGAGAAAUCCCCUCUUCAAGACUUAACCGAUAAUCAAUUUUCCGAGAAUAUGAAAUCAAUCUGUCGACAUCACAAUGAGCUAUAUUCAAAUGACGAAACUUUAAUUAAUUUACGGCCUAAUUCGAACUUUAUCAAGCAACUUCCUUUCAGUAUUCUGGUACCAUACCUUAAGGAGCUUGAUGAUAGAAUCGAAAAUUUAAUUACAUCAGAUGUACAUGAAUUCCUAACGAAGUUCUUUCAUCAAAAUUUGACGGGCGAAGACUGGCAUAUCAAGAUUGAUGAUCUGCGCUGUCCAGAUCAAAGUGAUCCAUUGAUGGUAUCAGUUGUGCGAAUUUUGCGCAAAACGUUGCCAUUAUUCAUCAUCGCUUUUUCAAUGGGACCACGAAAGCCUCUACUUAACUUAGUUACAUUAGAAAAACCACAUCUGAACUCUUGUCCAUCCAUGCUUGCAGGCGUGUCUUUGAAAUUGGGUCUAAACCGCGAAUGCGCUGAUGGAUUAGGAUACUUGAAUACAGCUGAUAAAUUCCAGCUGGUGUAUGUAGAAGGGUCACGGCCAAUAGCAAAGGAUGAUAAAGAGAUCGCAGAUUCCACGAAGAUUUCGAAUAACCUUCAAAAAAUGUUCCUAAAUAUCCUUUCGCCUUCGAAUCCAUUUACAAUUCUUGGACUAUUGUGGGGAAAGCUCAGGCUCAAUGAAGUAGAUAAUGCUAAUCUUCCAAGGGACUUCACAGAGAUGGAUGACUUUGUAUUGUUCUAUGAAUGCGUGAUAAAGUGUGCUUUGUUAGCUCGGGAAGUCAAGGAAGGAUUCGAGGAACCAAGGGCGCAAAAGAGGCCUUCAAGGCUCUCAUACAUUAAUAGCCUGAGUUCAGUGGAUAUUCUAUAA
This is a messenger RNA of Ambispora gerdemannii, 1067 nucleotides long. The record is from the annotation of a GenBank genome assembly. Lineage: Eukaryota; Fungi; Glomeromycota; Glomeromycetes; Archaeosporales; Ambisporaceae.